Messenger RNA from Dufourea novaeangliae, 2860 nucleotides. RefSeq lists its product as uncharacterized. Gene Ontology annotation, molecular function: protein binding. The record is from RefSeq and is a predicted model, not a curated record. Lineage: Eukaryota; Metazoa; Arthropoda; Insecta; Hymenoptera; Halictidae.
UCGCUCGCGCACCUUCGGUACACGAAUCCGAACGAUUUCGUGGAACAAACGGACGGGGGGACCCGUUUCCAACGCUUUUUCUCGCGCCUCUAAACCCGUGAUCUCUGUUCCUCCGAGCUGGGAUCGAAUUUCGUAACUGGAACGCGUCAUGGGUUCAAACUGGCUCUAAACGAACCGCCGCAAAUAUGAGUGUAGUUCCAUCGGAGGUGUUGCUGAUACUCGCGGGCAUGGUUGUUGCGGUGGCAGCGACCUCGAGCUGCCCGUGGGCCCAGCACGUGCCCGAUCUCGAGAGCUCGUGCAUCUGCGACUAUAAUCUGGCCAAAGAGCUCUCGGUGCAAUGCGACAUCGUCGACUACGAGCAGCUACUGACUGCUAUGCGCCGUCACGCUUCGAAGGCCGCCGUCGAUUUGUUUUACGUGAACAACAGCACGAUCGGCACCCUGAGGAACGGCUCGUUCGCGGCGUUCAAGGUGAACAACAUGCAGCUGUCCGGCUGCCAGAUCAACGGGAUCGAGCCGGACGCGUUCAGUGGCCAGGAGAGCACGUUGAAGAGCCUGAACCUGAAGGACAACGAAUUGUCGGAGGUACCGAGCAACACCCUUAGGGUGCUGCGUAAUCUGACCGUGUUGGAUCUAUCGAUGAAUAAAAUCACGAGGGUGAACGACAACGCGUUCGCCGGUCUGCGAUUGGUCACGUUGAAGCUGAGCGACAACGAGGUCACGCUCGCGCCAGCCGCGUUCCGUGGCUUGGAGAGGUCGCUGAAGAAUCUGAACCUGAAGGGCACCAGACAGAAGAAGGUCCCUGAGGCGCUCAGAGGCCUGAGGACCCUAGCCUUUCUCGAUCUGUCGCAGAACAGCGUGCGGGAGCUGCCCGGAUCCGCGGGCACGAAGGCUUUCGAGGCCCUGGAGUCGCUGACCGGACUGAAUCUCGAGAGGAACUUAAUACAGAACAUCGGACCGGACGCUUUUCACGGGGUCAGAAACACGCUCAGCUCGUUGAGCCUACUGAAUAAUCUGAUACCGGACUUUCCCACCGCCGCGAUUAACAGCGUUCAGGAUCUUAGGGUGCUGGACAUUGGAUUCAACUUGAUCACGGAACUGCCGGUAAACGCUUUCCAAAAGAAUCCGUCGAUAACGCUUCUGGCGAUCGACGGGAAUCCUCUGUCGACCGUCCCGGAAGAAGCUCUCGCCCGAUUAAACGGAACGCUUCGGGGAUUGAGUUUGGGUGGUCGUUUUUUGGUCUGCGACUGCAAACUGCGGUGGAUCGUCGAUUGGAUAAAAACCAAGGAUCUACAAGUUACAAGCCGCGAACGGAAACCGCAAUUUUGCGGAAGUCCACAGAAGCUGCAGGACAAAAGCUUUUACAACAUCGAUCCGGAUGAAAUGUCUUGCGACAGAACUCCGGAAAUAAUCGGUAUCGGUACGGUGGAAAGCGUGGACACGAGAGAACCGACUGGUUCUGGGGGAACAGGUUACAGUCCAACCACUCGGCCUUCGAUCGCUGUGUCGACGGCACCAAGUACAACGACGACCACAACGACCGCAGAACCGGCGUCCUCCACCACCGAGGAGAAAAUCAUCGAGGCAUCGUCCACGACUACCCCUCGAGCGGUGACCAGUAGGCCAACGGUUGCGCGAACUGGCAACGUGGUGAUAAUGAGGACCACCCCAGCCCCGCCUAAACACGUCCAAGAUCAGUUACAGCAACAUCAGCCGCGACCACCUCUGGUCCUGGGAUCGCCGCUUUACAAGUCAAAGUCGAGCGAAAAGGACAUCAUAGUCAAGGACGUGCUGAGACAGGACAACGCCGUGAUCAUCUAUUGGGACACGGAAGCGACCAACAUACUGGGUUUCAAGGUGGUUUAUCGGCUAUUCGGCGACAACAGCUUCAAACAGGCGCCCCCGCUUGAAGCCAGCGAGAGAGAGUUCAAAAUAAAGAACGUCCCGUUGCAGGAAUGCAUCGUAGUCUGUGUGGUGUCGUUGGAAGAAACCAAUAUCACCCCGGCGAACGUUCCGUACAACCAAUGUCGAGAAGUAAGGACGGAAAAUUCGCCUACGUCCAACAUGGACAAAAUCACGAUCGCCGCAAGUGCGGCUAUAUGCGCCACGAUAGUGGUCGCGGUGAUAAUAUUCAUCGUCGCGAAUCGGCGAAGGGCCAGGAAACUUCACACGCUGCACAGCAUAGAUCAGACGAAAAUGGGGGGCCCUAUCGCGGGUCUGCCUGUCAACUGUUGCUCGAACGUUGGUCCAACGCCCAGUCCUGGUGGGCCGUUGUCCUCGAUGGCAACACUAAGCGCCUACAACGCCCAGAAAGAAUGGGACCAAGUGUCCGCGUACAGCAAUAGGAGCAUACCGAGACUAAGAGUGUUUCCUAUAGACCGUCAAGGGUCGAUAACAAGAGCUUCCUGCAUCGACGAUGUUCGAUCUCAGGCAGGACAUUACAGCGGAAAAGUAUCGACUCGGUCUGUGGUUGAUGGUCAAUCGCAACAUAGCUUUUCCAAUUUGGUUUACGAUUCCGUAUGAGAUACAAAGAGAACUGUUAAAAUGUAAACUAUCAUAUUUUCCUUUCCAGAGCUAAGACAAUCCCGACAGUCCCUGGCAGCAGCUUCCGACAGAAUGUCACGAACAAACUUCUCCCAGAGUCACGUGCCAACCCACACAUCGUCUAGGAGGCAGAGACCGCGAUCGUGUAAUCGUACCCUGGAACAAAAUCCCCCGCGACCUGGUAGCCGCUACAGCAUCGCCGACUCGACGCAUACUCUGAAUAAUUACGAAGAAAACAAUUGGACCGAUCACGAUAUGGACAUAUACAUGGCGCGCAAUCCGACCACGAGGACUGGUCUGAUGCCUCUCUAGCGCGA